GUUCUGAAAUUGAAAUCCAAAAAAAACGAUGUAAUUUUCGUUUGACAAGCACAUAAUGCUUUCUAUGCCGAUUUUGCUCCAUUUCUGUACUACCAAAAAUGCUACAACUUAUACGUUUAGUUGGGUUCAUUUUUCAUAUGCAGCGCAAGCUUUUCACUUCUCAAGAAAUCAGCUUCUUAUGUUAUGAUAAUGCCACAGUAGUCUGUAAUACAAUCUCUUCUUCUUAUAUUCAUUUAUUGAGAGGCAACAUUCAGGAAAAAUGCUUAGCAGAGGGAAAACUUAAUCAUGCCCACAUAAAUGAAAGAGUAUUUGCAACAGACAAGGUUCUGGGGAACAUGCUUAUUAACAUGUAUGCCAAAUGUGGGAAUUUGGUUGAUUCACGCAAAGUGUUUGAGAAAAUGUCAGAAAGAGAUGUCUGCUCGUGGACUGUCAUUAUUGCAGCUCAUGUAAAGCAGGGUUUUUCUGAAGAGGCAUUGAUACUGUUUCACCAAAUGCAACUGACGGAUUUCCAACCCAAUCACUUCACCUUUUCUACUGUUAUUUCAGCAUGUGCGAAUUUAUUGUGUCUGGAAUGGGGUGUCGGAAUCCAUGAACACACAGUAAGAAGUGGAUUUCAGUUUCAUGUCUCUGUUGCAAAUGCUCUUGUGGACAUGUAUGCAAAAUUCGGCAGAAUUGAGGAUGCGCGACAAGUGUUUGACAAAAUUUUUCAACCAGAUGUCGUCUCCUGGACAGCUAUGGUUGCUGGAUAUGCGCAGAAUGGGUACGCGGAGAAAGCCCUGGAGUUGUUCUUACAAAUGCCUAGGCGAAACGUUGUUUCAUGGAAUGCUAUAAUUUCAGGGCUCGCUGAGAAUGGAUUCGUUGGCAAAGCUCUGGAGCUUUUUGAAGAGAUGCCUGAUAAAAAUGUGGUCUCGUGGACAGCUAUGAUUGCAGGGUUUAUACGAAAUGGGUACAAUGAGGAAGCCCUUAAGCUGUAUCGAGAAAUGCUUUCAGCAGGAAUCAGGCCGGAUUCCAAAACCUUUGCCACUGUUAUCCCAGCCUGUGCUAACUCGGGUGAUCUGGGAAUGGGUAUGGAAUUCCAUGAAAAGAUAAUAACGAGCGAGCUUCAUUUUGAUCCUGUCGUGGCUAAUGCGUUGAUCGUUAUGUAUGCAAAAUGUUUAAGCAUUCAGAAAGCUCGUAAGCUGUUUGAUAAAAUGCGUAACCGAGAUGUUGUUUCUUGGACAGCAAUGAUUGCAGGAUAUGCCCAGAAUGGGUUUAUAGAUAUGGCGCUUAAACUCUUUGAGGAAAUGCCUCAGCGAAACGUGGUGUCAUGGAAUGCAAUGAUUGCUGGAUUAGCAAAGAAUGGGCUUGUUAAUGAGGCAUGGAAACUAUUCAAGGAAAUGCCUGAACGAACUGCGGUCUCAUGGAAUGCAAUGAUUUCAGGUUAUGUGCAGAAUGGUUUGGUUGAUGAAGCCAUGGAGCUCUUUAAGAAAAUGCCUCAACAAACCAUGCUCUCCUGGAAUACCAUGAUUACAGGAUUUGCACAGACUGGGCUUGUCAAUGAGGCCCUCAAUCUCUUCAAGGAGAUGCCCCAGUGGAAUGUGGUUUCAUGGAAUGCCAUGAUUGCUGGAUUUGCACAGAAUGGGCAUGGUGAAGAGGCCUUGAAUCUUUUCCAAGAUAUGCAAUCAGCAGAACUAAACCCUGACUCAAUGACCUUCAGCUGCAUUCUCUCAGUAUGUGCUAACUUUGCAGCUCUGAGACAGGGUAUGGAGAUUCAUGAAAAAAUAGUUAGAAAUGGAUUUCAGUGUGACGUUACUGUGGUGAAUGCCUUGAUAGACAUGUAUGCAAAAUGCGGGAGCAUACAAAAGGCAUGGGAGUUAUUUGAUAAGAUGCAUCAACGGAAUGUUAUCUCAUGGACAGCCAUGAUUGGAGGCUAUGCGAUGCAUGGCCGCACCAGGGAAUCCCUCAAACUCUUUGAAGAAAUGAAACAAUCAGGCAUCAAUCCGGAUCAUAUCACCUUUGUUUCUGUUUUGUCUGCAUGCAGCCAUGCAGGUUUAGUAGAAGAAGGUUAUCAAUAUUUCAGCCAUAUGAGUAAACAUUAUGAUAUCCGACCUACUAUGGACCAUUAUAACUGUAUGGUAGAUCUUUUUGGUCGAGCUGGAAAUUUGGAGAAAGCACAAGACUUCAUCAAUAAAAUGCCAAUAAAACCUGAUGCCAGUGUUUGGAGUUGUCUGCUUGGUGCCUGCAGAGUGCAUAAUAAUAUAGAACUAGCUGAACAUGCUGCACAACACCUUUUUCUGUUGGAUCCAAGAAACGAUGCACCUUACGUGCUACUCUCAAACGUCUAUGCAGCAGCUGGGAUGUGGAAUGACAUUGAAAUUAUAAGAAACAUGAUGAAACACAGAGGCAUAAAAAAAAGCCCUGGAUGCAGCUGGAUUGAGGUCAAUAAACAUGUCCAUGCUUUCCUUACAGGAAAUACAUCAGAUCAACAAAUGUAGUACAGGAUUAAUACCCAGUAUGGCAGUUGUGCAGAAUCAUAAAUUGAAAUUCUCUCAGGAUAGGGAAACACUGAGAAGCUUAUGAUAACGUUACAAGUGACCCUUGCGUCAGCAUUAUGAACAAGUUAAAACCUGUGAAUGCACAGAGUGGUAAACAAAUUUUAUCACCAUUGCUAUCACUACUAAUCUGGCAUCUCUAAGUACUCCAAGACACGUUUAAUGAUUUAACCAAUAGUACUUUUGGAAAAAAACUGUUUGAGAAUUUUGUCAACAACCUUUGGGGUCACACUACUAAUUCAUCACAAUUUCAUGACAUGAUCUUAUUGUUUAGUGAUGUUUAUAGUGCCCAUCCUGUUUUCCAUUUUAACAUCCAAAAUGAGCCAAAAGAGUUAUACAAAGUGGUUGGGUGGAGUGAUGAAUCAUAAAACAAGUUCAACAAAAUCAGAAAACCAAAACCGGAGAGGGAUGUGAGAAUGACAGCAGCUAGCAGCACCCAGGAAAAAAUGAUUUCCCUAUCAACCCUUUGUUGUAGUGAAUCCUAAAAACAAGUUCAACAAAAUCAGAAAACCAACAUUGGGGAGGGAUGUGAAGAUGACAGCAGCUGGUAGCACCCAGGAAAAAAUGAUUUCUAACCCUUUGCUGUGAAGAUCAAGGGCAGAAGGAUAUGUUGAAGGAUUUCCAAGUGACUAAACUUGGAAAAUGCCUCCGUAGAACCAUUAGCUUCCUCUUCAAAUAGUUUCACCUCCAAGAGAGAGGCCUUCCUUUUGUAAAAUUAUGGAGCAGGAUUGAAGUUUGCACUGGAAAAUAAAUUGAAAAUAAAUAGAACACCAUUCAAACUUG
Molecule: messenger RNA, 3314 nt
Organism: Cryptomeria japonica (Japanese cedar)
Lineage: Eukaryota; Viridiplantae; Streptophyta; Pinopsida; Cupressales; Cupressaceae
Product: pentatricopeptide repeat-containing protein At2g35030, mitochondrial
Exons: 1
Coding region: 99-2474 (791 amino acids)
Biological process (GO): RNA modification
Molecular function (GO): RNA binding; protein binding
Source: RefSeq, a predicted model, not a curated record